AUGGUCCGGAAAUGUAUCAGCUUCUUUGGCGCAGGGAAUAUACCACAUUUGGAUAUUGGCGUUGGUGGCUUAGUGGAAGUCGAUAGCGCUUUCCACAUACAUCUUGUCAGCGCCAGAGAUUUCCAAAAUAGUGUGACUCCACAGACCUGGUCGCUGGCACAUGAUUACGCCGCAGAUCUCAAGGAACGCGGUGUUAAAAUUGCAAUAUUCAGUGCUACUCCCCAGGGCGAGGCCAUCGCAAACACGAGGCAUGCUCUUCUCCGAUUCUCACACUGCCUAGGGACCGAUAUAAGGUGGUAUGUCCCAGACCCAGCUCCUAGGGUUUGCCAUAGUAUUGAAAAAAUGCAAAGGAUACUGCAAGGGAUCUCAUCACCCGAAGAACAUAUCACGACAGACGAGGAGCUACAGCUACUCAACUGGGUGUAUAAAAAUGCCAAACAUCACUGGCUGUGCCACAAUGGCCCUCUUCGUCGGGCGCAGGAAGGGGGUGUGGAUAUUGUUAUUAUUGAUGACCCAUUCCUAUCCGCGUUGGCACUUAUAUCAAAGCAACAUAGCCCCAAAAGACCGGUCGUAUUUCACAGUCGAAUGAAUAUACAUAUUGACCCUGCUGCAUCUGCUGGCGACGCAAGGACCGAAGUUUUCGACUUCAUUUGGCGAACAUUACGGCACGUCGAUAUCUUGGCAUGCCAGGCUCCAAGUAAACUGAAAUCGCGAUUGAUACCUGAAGACAAAGUUUUUUACACGCUGGCCACCGUUGACAAGUUUGAUGGACGUAACAAAGAUAUGAAAAAUUUGGAUCUUGCGUUUUAUGGUCGCCAGUUCAACGCGUCUUAUCUUAAUGCUGGAACAAGUGCCAUCAAUUACCCAGAGGACGAAUAUAUUCUUGUGGAACUCGCGCGCUCACCAUCAUUUCAGCAGGCUGCAACUGUAUUAGACGCUUACAAGGAGCUUUGCAUUCUCAUCAGGACCUCGUCUUUGCAAACCAGUCUCCCCAAACUGCUCUUUUGUGACCGCCAAACACAUGGCUAUGCCGUCGAAGAAUUCUCCGAUUUUGUCGCAUCGCAAAUAGCGCUUAAAAUGAACGAUCUUGGGUCUUUCAUCUCUGUGAAGCAGGUCAAGCCCCCAGAUCAACUUUGGAACACUCUUCUUUCCAAAGCAGCAGCUGUCAUUCUCCUCUCCGAUACGGAGGGCUUCGAGGAGAGAUUUUUAGAGGCUGUCCAAAAAGGAAAACCAGUCAUAAGAACUGAGUCACUUGGACCCUAUCGUUCCCUUGUUGAAAACGACAAAAAUGUCUUUACGGUCUCAAUUGCAGACGCAAAUUCUAUGGCUAGGCAUCUCUUCAAAAUUUGGGUGGAUGGUCAACUACAACAACAGGGAAAGUCUGCCGCACCAAACAAGACGUGGGAUGAAAUUACCACUGUUGGAAACGCCGUUAACUGGCUCUUUCUUGCCUCAAAACUAUCAAAGGGUGAGACGAUUAAGCCGAGUGGUGAAUAUAUUUAUCACUUGGCUCAACAAGACAAAGCAAAGGAGACUGAAAUAUAA
This is a messenger RNA of Penicillium antarcticum, 1545 nucleotides long. RefSeq lists its product as uncharacterized. Bases 1 to 1545 code for a protein of 514 amino acids. The transcript is spliced from 5 exons. The record is from RefSeq and is a predicted model, not a curated record. Lineage: Eukaryota; Fungi; Ascomycota; Eurotiomycetes; Eurotiales; Aspergillaceae.